AUGGGAAAAGAACAGGACCUUUUGAAAUACAUCGAAUCGAGCGACAAUUAUAAGUCUUUGAAGAACAACCCUCAGAAAGUCAUUGAAGCAAUCGAGGAAUACCUGAACACGAACAAGGUCGGCUUCAUGACCAUUGGCCUCCAGAAAGGUGAAUUGAUCAUUGAGGAAAUGCGCAAGGUCUCGCCCCAGAUCAUGAUUGAAUUGGGCUGCUACAUUGGGUAUUCUGCUAUUCUUUUCGGCAACGAACUCAGAAGGCUCAAUGCUGGCGGAAGCAAGGCGUCCGCUGAUUUCAAAUACUACUCUUUCGAGGCCAAUGAGGAGUAUGCCCUGAUUGCACAGAAGCUUAUCGAUUUGGCCGGCCUCUCCAAUGAAGUGGAGAUCAUUAUCGGCGAAGCGGGUACCACCCUUCCGGAAUUCGAGCAACGCCUCAAUCGCGAGAAGAAGACCUACACCCCUGUCGAUUUUGUAUUCAUCGACCACUGGAAGGAUCUCUACGUGCCUGACUUGCGUGUCUUGGAGUCGCUCAACUUGAUAUAUCCUGGCACCGUGAUUUGUGCUGAUAACAUUUACCGCCCCGGCGCACCUGAAUAUGUGGCCUACGUUCAGUCGACACCACAGGAAAGACAGAAACACAAUCAAACUGUUGAGAAUCGCAGUGGCAAGAUGUAUGCUGGUCGUUGGAAUGUGCUUUACGAUCUGAAGACCGUUCCAGUGAGGACUGCUGGAAGAGACUUUGAAGAUGCCGUGGAAAUAACCCGUUGUGUUGAGUACCUUUCCGGCUGA
Messenger RNA from Candidozyma duobushaemuli, 783 nucleotides. RefSeq lists its product as uncharacterized. The record is from RefSeq and is a predicted model, not a curated record. The coding region runs from base 1 to 783 and encodes 260 amino acids. Gene Ontology annotation, molecular function: O-methyltransferase activity. The transcript has a single exon. Lineage: Eukaryota; Fungi; Ascomycota; Pichiomycetes; Serinales; Metschnikowiaceae.